UACAAUGGCCUAUCCAUGUAAUAUGAGCAGCGUUUAUAUUCCGUCUGACGUGGGAGAUUUGUUUGUUGGGUUGCGGUCAGUACAUGCCCUGUCGUCAUCUUUCUUUUGAUAUAGAGUCUCUUAACUGCACAAUAUUAUACACAGUCAUUGAAUAUCUACUCCUGUCUGCGACUUUUCUUUCUUUACUUCACCCCAAUGUCAAGGCAUGCAAACAUGGCCGCUUUUUCAUCUUUCUCCUCUCCGCCCUCAAGUCCUUCACUGUAUGAUGCACCCCCAUCAUAUGGCAAAACUCUCCGCACUCCACACCGCUAGCUGCCCGCGCACGAAAACCAUCACAGAGCUCGCCAAAGCCCUGGACGAGCACCGAGUAGCCCUGGUCAGAGGUCCCCCAUCCGCCGGCAAAACAACCCUCGCAAGGCUCCUCCAAAGCUACUACACCAGUCGCGAAGAGCCCGUCAUCUUCCUCACAGGCUGGCCCCGCAAAACCGUCGAUCCACCGAUCUACCUCUAUGAGAAAUGCAAGGAAGCCGGGUACGAGGUCGACUACAUGACCCUCCAGUACUCAAACAUCACAUUUAUCAUUGAUGAAGCGCAGCAAUCGUACAGCGAUGAAGCGCUGUGGCGGGGUUUGAUCAAGUCGCAGAGCGGCUGCCAGAGCGGUGCGAGGAUCUGUUUGUUUGCGUCGUAUGGGAACCCGGUCAUGGGGACGCCGGAGGGACCAGGGGGUCCGCCUGUGCAUUUUGAAUCGGAGCAGCGGGUUUCACUGCUGAGGUAUCAUGCGUCACAUGGGCCGCAUUCGAAUAAUCUCGGGUUGUUUUAUACGCUGGAGGAGUUUGAGUAUGUGCUGCUGCUGUGGUCGGCGGUUAAUGAGGUUGAGAUUGCGCCGGUUGCGAGGAAGGUUCUUUAUUAUGUGACCGGUGGGCAUCCAGGGGCGGUUGAAUCGCUGGUGGCGUAUAUAUUGGCAUAUUACCACUCCGAAGUAGAAAACGGCAGCAUCAAAACAAUCACAGAAAAACUUCUAGUGGAUUGCCUACAAGACGGACCCAAUCUCUUCGCUUCCCUCCAAACAACCGUCUUCUUUCGAUCAGUCCCAACCUCGCAACAACUCGCACUCGCUCCCGCCGCUGCAACCGCGCUCCAUCGAAUAAUCCAAGAAGGCACAAUCCCAUGCGACCUGGACGAUCCCGGCGUUGAACUCUGCUUUAAGAGAGGCUGGGUGCACACUGACUAUACGCACAGUUCUCCGGCCGGGGUUGACAAUUUGGUUUGUUUUUUGCCGACGAGGUUGCACGUGAAAAUAUUGGAGGAUCUUCUGGGAAUAAACCAGCCGGGGUCGUUUUUCUGAGUGGUGGUUGGAUCCUUGUCUCCAUGGUUAUUCUUGCAUGGGUAUAGCAUAUGCUGAAAACCAGCCAGAACUGGGAACAGCUAGCGGGCAUUGCAAUUGAUUCUUAUACAAUUCAUAAUUAGGAGGACACGGUCGAGACUCUUUUAGAGCACAAAAUGCCACAGAAAAGGAUGUUAAGUCCACAGAUAGAACAAAUCAAAUCCAUAAUAUUAUUAG
This is a messenger RNA of Aspergillus glaucus CBS 516.65, 1561 nucleotides long. RefSeq lists its product as uncharacterized. The transcript is spliced from 5 exons. The record is from RefSeq and is a predicted model, not a curated record. Lineage: Eukaryota; Fungi; Ascomycota; Eurotiomycetes; Eurotiales; Aspergillaceae. The coding region runs from base 206 to 1345 and encodes 379 amino acids.